ACUUUGGUAUCAACAUUGCCAGUUGAGCACAAUUGACGCCGCGCCCCUGUACAGGUUAUUUUUAAUACUGAUCGGUAUUGAUAGAAACAAUAAGAAUCUAACAAAGAAUUUUUUCGUGACCUUCACUAUGCCCAACUUAAUCGGUUAUAACUUUUGUGGUGUUUGAUUGUGGUUAGAUAAAAUCGUCUACAAGGUCAUCGGUUCGAUUAUUUCCAGCGAUAUACAUACGCUGAUAGAAAAUCUUUUAACCAUUAUUAAUAAGCGUUAAGCAGCUCGAAUGUGUGACUAAAAACAGGAUUUGAUCGAUGACAUACGAAAUAAUGAACCGCACUCGGCUGUAAAAGAUAUCUUCGCUUCAUCAAUAGGAGACGCUGAAAAACGUUUGCAGAAUUCCCAGUAAUUUUCUAUUAAAAAAAAAGUGUGGUGGCCAACCAACGAAUGCAAUCAAUUCAUCUGUUUUAGUUGAAGGAACCAACAAAUUAUGUCGGAAAUCAUCAGUGGAAGUAAUGUUUCUGCCAACCACAUUAAAAGAAUGAUGCAAAAUGCGCAGCGAGAAAUCGAGGAACGUAAACGAAAACUAGAAAACAUUACUUUGAAUAAAUAUCCAGAUGCUUCUACUUCUUCCGAUGCUGCUGCUACAGCAGUUAAUGCCAAAGCUUCAGCCGUAGUGACAAAAUCUGCUGAUGGUCCUAUUGAAAAAAAGACACGCGAUGUGUCCGGAUCUGUAACAGGAACAUCGGACAUAGAAAGAUCAAAAAAAAUUGCCCAGCUUCAAGAACAAAUUCGGGCCAAACUUUCUGGAACAUUAGUCAAUGUUUUACCCUUACAGUCUGCUACUGACAAACCGAAGCCGCUUAUACUAGAUGCUGAGGGCCGCACUGUAGAUGACAGUGGUCGUACAAUUGUUGUACCCCAACUUACCCCUACGCUAAAGGCUAAUAUCCGUGCCAAAAAACGAGAAAAUUCUAGAAAUCAGCAAUUUGUAGAACGUGCGUUUACCAAUGAAUCAAAUGAGACACACUUUCAUGAUGAUCGUAUUACAUUAAAACCAGCAGGGCGAACCAAGCGUUCAUUACGAUUUCAUGAACCUGGAAAAUUUCAACAGCUUGCUGAAAGAUUACGAAUGAAGAUACAAUUAGAGAAAUUGCAGAACGAGAUUUCGCAAAUAGCGCGCAAAACUGGAAUCAGUUCAGCUACAAAACUUGCUUUGAUUGCUCCUAAAUCGGACACUUACUUAAAUGAUGUACCCCAAAUGGAAUGGUGGGAUUCUGUCAUAUUGAUGGAUGAUUUGAAUACUCUGAACGCACAGGGAAGUAUUGCGAUUAGAGAAUCUUCGAUAACUAAUCUCAUCGAACAUCCGACGCAAAUGCGACCGCCAAAUGAAACAUCGCGUACCGUAUAUCUUCCAGUGUUUCUUACAAAUAAAGAAAGACGCAAAUUGCGACGACAGAAUCGUCGUGAAACUUGGAAGGAAGAGCAGGAAAAAAUUCGUCUAGGACUUGAAGCUCCUCCAGAACCAAAAUUAAGAAUUUCCAAUUUAAUGCGUGUGUUGGGAACAGAGGCAGUACAAGACCCAACUAAAAUUGAGACUCAUGUACGUGAACAAAUGGUAAAGCGUCAAAAAAUACAUGAAGAAGCAAAUGCAGCACGUAAAUUAACUGAUGAUCAACGACGAGAGAAAAAAAUUCGUAAAAUGAAAGAAGACACAACAUUAGGGGUACAUAUUGCUGUAUAUCGUAUUCGAGAUUUGCAGGACCAGCAAAGCAAAAAGUUUAAGAUCGAAACAAAUGCAAAACAAUUAUUCUUGACCGGCGCCUGUGUACUUUUUCGCGAUUGUUCUGUAGUUGUAGUGGAGGGUGGUCCAAAACAACAAAAAAAAUAUCGUAGGCUUAUGCUCCAUCGUAUAAAAUGGGAAGAAGAUUUAGUGAAAAAUGCUGAUGACAAAGAGAUUCCCAAUUCAUGCGUGCUUGUAUGGGAAGGAAUGAAUCAGCGUAGACAUUUUGGAGAAUUUAAGUAUAAAUCGUUCUCAUUAGAAAAAAGUGCAAGAGAUUUCUUCCAGAAACAUCACGUUGAGCAUUAUUGGGAUUUGGCUUACUCUGGGGCUGUUUUAGAAGCUUCUGAAGACAUAUAAUCAGGUUUUACAAUACAAGGCAACAAAUCAUAAUUAAAUAAACUAUUUGAAGGUGUAUAAAAA
Messenger RNA from Anopheles merus, 2194 nucleotides. RefSeq names its product U4/U6 small nuclear ribonucleoprotein Prp3 (gene Prp3). The record is from RefSeq and is a predicted model, not a curated record. Gene Ontology annotation, biological process: mRNA splicing, via spliceosome. Gene Ontology annotation, cellular component: U4/U6 x U5 tri-snRNP complex. The transcript has 2 exons. NCBI's taxonomy places the organism in Eukaryota, Metazoa, Arthropoda, Insecta, Diptera, Culicidae. Bases 482 to 2131 code for a protein of 549 amino acids.